AUGGCGGCCUCCAAAGGCGGUAACGUGGACAGGGGUUCCAGCAGCACAGAUGGUGGCUGGUUUUUGACACUCGCUGUCGGCGUUUCUUUAUUGAAAUGUCUCCUCAUACAGACAUACCAUUCUACAGACUUUGAGGUUCAUAGAAAUUGGCUUGCUAUCACACACAGCCGACCUGUCUCCCAGUGGUACUAUGAGGCAACAUCUGAGUGGACACUGGAUUAUCCUCCUCUUUUCGCCUGGUUUGAGCGCUUACUCUCUUCUGUUGCUCAAUACUUUGACAGAGAGAUGCUGAAGGUGGAAAACCUGAACUACGCCAGCCAGGAAACGAUUAUCUUCCAAAGACUUUCUGUCAUUGUCACAGAUGUCCUCUUCAUAUAUGCUGUAAGACAAUGUUGCGAAUGUGUGAAUGGGAAGACGAGUCAGAGGGAUCUCCUGCAGAGGCCGGCUUUUAUACUCGCUGUCCUGCUUCUGUGGAAUUUCGGGUUACUUAUUGUCGACCAUAUUCACUUCCAGUAUAACGGCUUUCUGUCUGGUAUUAUGCUACUGUCAAUUGCUCGCAUAUUUCAGAAAAGACACUUGGAGAGUGCUUUUCUCUUUGCUGUUCUUCUGAAUUUCAAACACAUUUACCUCUAUGUUGCUCCAGCGUAUGGGAUAUAUUUAUUACGAUCCUACUGCUUCACAGGAAAUAAUCAAGAUGGAUCCAUUCGCUGGAGAAGUUUCAGCUUUCUACGUUUUCUCUCUCUCGUUUUAAUUGUCACUUCUGUGUUUGCGGCGGCAUUUGGACCAUUUGUAUAUAUGGGGCAAUUACCUCAAGUCCUCUCUCGGCUUUUUCCUUUUAAAAGAGGUCUGUGCCAUGCUUACUGGGCUCCUAAUUUCUGGGCAUUGUAUAAUGCUAUGGAUAAAGCUCUUUCUGUUGUAGGAGUAAAAGCCCAGCUGAUUGAUCCUUCAGUUCUUCGCACAGGUUCCAUGACUGGAGGGUUAGUCCAGGAGUUUGAACACAGUGUCCUUCCCUCUGUCACACCACUGGCUACAUUAAUUUGCACCAUCCUAUCCAUCCUGCCAUCUGUUUUCUGUCUAUGGUUUAAGCCACAAGGACCUAAAGGAUUCCUCCGCUGCUUAAUCCUGUGUGCGCUCAGUUCCUUCAUGUUUGGGUGGCACGUUCAUGAGAAAGCUGUCCUCUUAGCCAUACUACCAUUAAGCAUGUUGGCAGUGAGCAGUGCAAUGGACGCUGGGAUAUAUCUGAUCUUGGCUACGACUGGUCACUUAUCUCUCUUCCCCCUUCUCUUUACAGCACAAGAGCUCCCCAUUAAGAUCUUCCUGAUGUUGAUGUUCUCAGUGUUCAGUAUCUCUUCUUUGAAGUCCCUGUUCAGGAAGGAUGGAACUCUGCUGAACUGGCUGGAAGUGCUGUAUCUCUGUGGCUUGGUGCCGUUAGAAGUGUUCUGUGAGGUUGUCUACCCAUGGACUGCUUGGAAUCGGCACCUGCCUUUUAUUCCACUACUGCUAACUUCAGUAUACUGUGCGUUGGGUAUCUGCUAUGCUUGGCUUAGACUGUAUAUUUCUGUGUUUACUUUAUCAGCAGCUGCCAAGAAGAAGACUCAAUGAAGACAAUCUCCUGGCCAAGGCAAAAAUAAAGGUGUGAUGUAAAUAGAUCUUUAAAUAAACUUUUUACAACAAUUUC
Bombina bombina (fire-bellied toad) is the source of this 1678-nucleotide messenger RNA. RefSeq names its product ALG8 alpha-1,3-glucosyltransferase (gene ALG8). Gene Ontology annotation, cellular component: endoplasmic reticulum membrane. Gene Ontology annotation, molecular function: dolichyl pyrophosphate Glc1Man9GlcNAc2 alpha-1,3-glucosyltransferase activity. Gene Ontology annotation, biological process: protein N-linked glycosylation. The coding region runs from base 1 to 1602 and encodes 533 amino acids. The record is from RefSeq and is a predicted model, not a curated record. The transcript is spliced from 13 exons. Lineage: Eukaryota; Metazoa; Chordata; Amphibia; Anura; Bombinatoridae.